CAUCCGGAGUUUCGCGGCGUCCCCGUUUGGCAACCACACGCGCCUGCGCAGAAGACAGUAAGUGCCGGUUGGUGGCUGUUGCUCCGCAGUGAGAGAGAGAGCGCGAGACGCGCAAGGACCCGCGUCGCAGCAGCCGCGGCCGAGAGCGCUCGCCCGAAAGGGACCGCCACAGCAGCGGAGAGGGGGAGGAAGAAAGCGGACCGCACCCGGCGCAGCCAUGUCUGUGGUGGGCAUCGACCUGGGCUUCCAGAAUUGCUACAUCGCGGUGGCGCGGAGCGGCGGCAUCGAAACCAUCGCCAACGAAUACAGCGACCGCUGCACCCCAGCUUGUAUAUCACUAGGAUCUAAAGCCCGGACUAUUGGAAAUGCAGCAAAGAGCCAGAUUGUCACAAAUAUUAAGAAUACAUUACAUGGAUUCAAAAAACUGCAUGGGAGAGCAUUUGAUGAUCCUUUUAUAAAAGCUGAAAGAGCCAAACUGCCCUAUGAGCUUCAGAAGUUUCCUAAUGGGAGUGUAGGAGUAAAGGUUCGCUACUUGGAUGAAGAGAGACCCUUUGCAAUUGAACAGGUUACAGGCAUGCUCUUGGUUAAGCUUAAAGAGACAUCAGAAAGUGCACUUAAAAAACCUGUAGCAGACUGUGUAAUUUCAAUCCCAAGUUUUUUUACUGAUGCUGAAAGAAGGUCAGUAAUGUCAGCUGCACAAGUAGCAGGCUUAAAUUGCCUGAGGUUAAUGAAUGAAACAACAGCAGUUGCGCUGGCUUAUGGAAUUUAUAAACAGGAUCUACCAACCCCAGAGGAGAGACCAAGGAAUGUGGUUUUUGUAGAUAUGGGACACUCUGCAUACCAAGUUUCUGUCUGUGCUUUUAACAAAGGAAAAUUAAAGGUACUGGCUACUACGUUUGACCCAUUUUUGGGUGGUAGAAACUUUGAUGAGGCUUUGGUGGAUUACUUCUGCGAAGAAUUCAGAUCUAAGUAUAAACUAAACGUGAAAGACAACGCUCGGGCACUGCUGCGCUUGUAUCAGGAAUGUGAAAAAUUGAAGAAGCUUAUGAGUGCCAAUGCCUCUGAUCUUCCUAUGAACAUAGAAUGUUUCAUGAAUGAUGUUGAUGUCUCUAGUAAGAUGAACAGAGCUCAGUUUGAACAGUUAUGUACAUCACUUCUGGCCAGAGUAGAACCUCCUUUGAGAGCAGUGAUGGAGCAAGCAAAACUACAGCGUGAAGAUAUAUACAGUAUAGAAAUAGUAGGUGGAGCAACUCGGAUUUCAGCAGUGAAGGAGCAGAUUUGUAAAUUCUUCUGUAAAGAUAUAAGUACCACACUUAAUGCAGAUGAAGCUGUUGCAAGGGGCUGUGCAUUACAGUGUGCAAUUCUUUCUCCAGCAUUUAAAGUCCGUGAGUUUUCUAUCACAGAUGUUGUUCCGUACUCAAUUACUCUGAGGUGGCAGUCGUCUUACGAGGAGGGAACAGGUGAAUGUGAAGUCUUCAGCAAAAAUCAUGCUGCUCCUUUCUCAAAAGUUAUUACUUUCCACAAGAAGGAACCUUUUGAGCUGGAAGCAUUUUACACCCAUCCACAUGACAUUCCUUAUUCCGAUACAAGAAUAGGUCAUUUUGUUAUUCAGAAUGUUGGACCUCAACACGAUGGUGACAAUUCAAAAGUGAAGGUUAAAGUACGUGUUAAUGUCCAUGGAAUCUUCAGCGUGGCUAAUGCAUCUGUAAUAGAGAAGCAAAGUACAGAUAGUGAUGCCAGUGAUAUGCCUAUGGACACAGAAUUGUCUUGUAAGAAUCAAAGCAAAGAUGAACCGGCUAAAAUGCAAGUUGAUCAAGAUGAUGGCAAUCAUAAGAACCAAAAUGAGCAGCAGAAUCAAACAGAUGAGGACGUUGAUCAUAUAGGCUGUGAAGGAAAGACUGCUUCAGGAGACAAGCUUGAUACAGCUCAAUCUGGCAAAACUAAAGCAAAGAUCAAGAGUAUUGAUCUACCUAUCCAGGUUAAUCUAUACAGGCAGGUGGGACAGGACCUUAUUAACUGCUACAUUGAAAAUGAGGGGAAGAUGAUGAUGCAAGACAAGCUGGAGAAGGAGAAAAAUGAUGCCAAAAAUGCUGUUGAAGAAUAUGUGUAUGAUCUAAGGGACAAGCUAUGUGGUGUCUAUGAAAAAUUCAUCACUGAAGAUGACACAAGAAAGAUAACUUUAAUGUUGGAGGAUACAGAAAACUGGCUUUACGAAGAUGGAGAAGACCAACCAAAACAUGUAUAUGUGGAAAAACUUCAGGAAAUGAAAAAACUUGGUGGUCCUAUUCAUGAUAGAUAUAUGGAACAUGAAGAGAGGCCAAAAGCUUUAAAUGAUUUGGGAAAGAAGCUCCAGAUGCUUAUGAAAGCUGUAGAAGGAUACAAAACUAAGGAUGAAAAAUAUGAUCACAUUGAUCCUGUUGAUAUGGGAAAAGUUGAAAAGUAUACCAAUGAAGCAAUGAAUUGGCUGAAUUCAAAAAUGAAUGCGCAAAACAGGUUGAGUCUGACCCAGGAUCCUGUUGUGAAAGUGGCAGAAAUAAUAGCAACGUCUAAGGAAUUGGACAGUUUAUGUAACCCUAUUAUUUACAAGUCAAAGCCCAAGGCAGAGCCACUGUCUGAAGAUCAGGCAAAAUCUAACAGGGAACACAAUGGACCAAUGAAUGGACAGAGCAGUGCUGACACAAAAUCAGAGGACAGUUGCCAGCAGCCUAAAUCAUCUGAAGAAAUGGAUGUGGACUAAGUUUUACAUUUCUUUCAGUCCAUUAAAAACAGUGCAAGUAAUCAGAGGGUCCAUCUUUCUUUUAUGUCUGAUUCACAUUACAGAUGUUCAGUUAGUCAACCUUCUGUCCUUUGUUCUUUGCAGUAGGUUUGAAAGUGUUUUUCUAUUUGAGUGCAUUCCCAUUGUUCAUUCCAUUGAUGCAGCUUAUGUGAAGCUUUAGUUGAAUGUAGAUUGUAAAAGUCAGUUUAAGCUUUCCCGAUAUAUUUUAUAUCAAAUAGGCAGAAUUGAUAUAUAAAUGACAACAAUCUACCUUAUUUAAAGCUUUUAUUGUGGGUAAGCCUCUGCUCCUCUAUUCAGGAAAGACCACUGUAUUGCACUACUGAUGCUGAAGUGUAGAUCUUUGCAUCUUUAUUUUGGAAGAUAUUGGAUUUGAUAUGGCUUAAACAUUGCCACUUGAAGCACUGACCUUUUUCUAGUUGUUGUACUGUUCUAAUUUAAAUAUUAAAAUAGAGGUUAGCUGGCAAACUAGUUCAUCUUGUUGAUGUACCAUGAAAACUGUAAGAACCUUGUAGACAAAACAUCCAAGGCUUGAAAGGAGCUCAUACCAGCAGCAUUCUUUGUCACAAGACAAGCAACAUGACUAAAAAUAAAGUUCAUGGUCUCCAUGUACACAGCCCUGUAUAUCAUAUUCUGUGUUGAUGCUGAGCACACUGUUUAAAGUGGUAAUAGUAGGAAACGUUAGUGAAAUGUUAAAGGCCGUUAACUGGGGACACAUGUUUUCAUUUCCCUUAAUUGCCUCCAAACCCACUAGUUUGGCUUAGUUUUGAAUGCUGCCUAUGCAUGUUUUUUAAAUCUGUCCUCCUCACAAUUAAAAGUGGAAAAUGCACACACAUUAACUGUUAA
Molecule: messenger RNA, 3619 nt
Organism: Rhineura floridana
Lineage: Eukaryota; Metazoa; Chordata; Lepidosauria; Squamata; Rhineuridae
Gene: HSPA4L
Product: heat shock protein family A (Hsp70) member 4 like
Exons: 19
Coding region: 218-2737 (839 amino acids)
Biological process (GO): protein folding
Cellular component (GO): nucleus; cytosol
Molecular function (GO): ATP-dependent protein folding chaperone; ATP binding
Source: RefSeq, a predicted model, not a curated record